AUGCAAGCGGCCACAGUGUUCGCAUUCUCCGCGGUGCCGUACUCCUGCCGACAGAACCCUUCAGUAACUCGUUAUGAAUAUAAGGUGGUGUUAAACAAGUACAUAUACGCCCAGGUGGUGUUAAACAAGUACAUAUUCGCCCAGGUGGUGUUAAACAAGUACAUAUUCGCCCAGGUGGUGUUAAACAAGCACAUAUACGCCCAGGUGGUGUUAAACAAGUACAUAUUCGCCCAGGUGGUGUUAAACAAGUACAUAUACGCCAAGGUGGUGUUAAACAAGUACAUAUACGCCCAGGUGGUGUUAAACAAGUACAUAUACGCCCAGGUGGUGUUAAACAAGUACAUAUACGCCCAGGUGGUGUUAAACAAGUACAUAUACGCCCAGGUGGUGUUAAACAAGUACAUAUAUUCCCAGGUGGUGUUAAACAAGUACAUAUACGCCCAGGUGGUGUUAAACAAGUACAUAUACGCCCAGGUGGUGUUAAACAAGUACAUAUACGCCCAGGUGGUGUUAAACAAGUACACAUACGCCCAGAUGGUGUUAAACAAGUACAUAUUCGCCCAGAUGGUGUUGAACAAGUACACAUACGCCCAGGUGGUGUUAAACAAGUACACAUACGCCCAGAUGGUGUUGAACAAGUACACAUACGCCCAGAUGGUGUUGAACAAGUACACAUACGCCCAGGUGGUGUUGAACAAAAUUAUGUACGCGCUAAAUUCAAUGUCAUCUUUGUAA
Homarus americanus (American lobster) is the source of this 735-nucleotide messenger RNA. RefSeq lists its product as uncharacterized. Bases 1 to 735 code for a protein of 244 amino acids. Lineage: Eukaryota; Metazoa; Arthropoda; Malacostraca; Decapoda; Nephropidae. The transcript has 4 exons. The record is from RefSeq and is a predicted model, not a curated record.